This is a messenger RNA of Seminavis robusta, 330 nucleotides long. NCBI's taxonomy places the organism in Eukaryota, Bacillariophyta, Bacillariophyceae, Naviculales, Naviculaceae. The record is from the annotation of a GenBank genome assembly.
AUGUCCAAAACAGACUCACCGAAUUCUUCAACCUUUGAUGUAGCCACGCUAAUUGAUGCCAUUCAUCGUGAAGUGGAAGGCGACGACACUCUCCCGUCCGAGGAAGAGCCCAAGGUGGACGGCAGUCAGUGGCCCUCCUCCACUAGCUUGAAGUUCUACGAUGACUUCGAUUUCAUUGACUUUGGUGAUACGGCCGAGGAGCAAGUAGUUGUCUCGGCUCCUGAGCAGCCAAAGCUUGAAAAGCGAGGAUCCCUUGGCAAGCGUAGUCGUGGUCUUGGAAGGUCGCAGACCAUCAAGACCUGUCUCUGCCUCUUGGGAGAAGAGUCUUGA